CAAUCAAAUAUGUUUAGAUUUAGUAUGAAAGGUAAGACCGGAAACAUAAACCUUUACUUUGAAAGUCUGGAUCAAUGUCAUCCGGUUUUCCGCUGUCCUGCGGUUGCGGCUUCAAGUUCAUGUGUUAAACUCCUGGCUACCGAGUCCAAUGAGAUCAUGAGGUUUGGACAACGGACAGCGCGACCAGAGACUAUGUCCGUCUUCUUGGCGUGUUGUGCGGCUUUUACAGUUUUUAAAAGUCGUCGAUUCAUUCUUUAGUCGACGUCGAAUGAACGUAGUAGGACCGACCAACAAGCAACUUUAAGCCCCAGCGCCAGUCGUUGGUGGAGCGGAGAGUCGCCUUCGUACCUCGCCGUUUGAAGAACCCUUUGAUAAAUUAGGUUUUACAUGUUAUAGACUGACUUAGUUAUGUAUGUCGGCACAAUGCUUAAGGUGUGUCUACGGAAAGCUUCCUGGCCGGCGGUUCUGAAGUUACCGUCAGGACUGAGGCGGUCUCCAGGAGCCGCGGUUUUGUCGCUGAGACUCCCGGGGACAGCGCCACAUGUACCGAGCUGCUGGAUGGGAACUCAUGGGAGAAACGACCCGAGGGAGCCCCUCAACUCUCCCAAGAGGGCCAAGGAGUUCAUUUAUCGCCUACACCCGAAUGAGAGGACGUGUUUACUGAAGGAGCUGCAGAUUUUCGAGUCCGAAGCAAUCGCCCAAGAGACUCUGGAGCCUUCAUCGCUAACUGCAGCCCAGAUCAGAUAUGUUUUAUUCCACAACGCCGUCCCUUUUAUCGGAUUUGGCUUCCUGGAUAAUGCCAUCAUGAUUGCAGCAGGAACACAGAUUGAACUCUCCAUCGGAGUCACUCUGGGGAUCUCCACCAUGGCUGCUGCAGCUCUGGGGAACCUGGUUUCAGAUCUGGCAGGUCUCGGACUUGCAGGUUACGUGGAAGCUCUGGCUUCCAGAUUGGGGAUGCAGGUUCCUGAUCUGACACCCAAACAGGUGGAUAUGUGGCAGACCAGGCUCAGCUCUCAUAUGGGUAAAGCCAUCGGCAUCACCAUAGGCUGUAUUCUGGGAAUGUUCCCGCUGCUUUUCCUGAGUGAUGACGAGAAGAAAGAGGCAGAAGCACAGCCCUGCAGCGAUGCAGCAUCACACUCCUCCUAACAAUCGGCUUCAUCCAUCACAUCUCAAAUUGGAUUCUGUUUUAUGUCAUCAUUACAAAAGAGUAUUUAAUGAUUAAGAUUCCCUGCCUUGCUACUCGGGUGGCUUUCACAAUCUGGCUGCUCUUGAAUUCAAACAGCAGUAUUGAAAUUCUUCUUCUUCUGAUUCUUGCCAUCUAUUGAGUCAGGUUCUCAGUUACCCAGAGAUCACAUUUAUUUAUAUUCAGGAAAGAUCACCUGCAUCAUGGGCUCUUGUUCCUUAUUGAUUUUUCCAUCAGCUCCUUGAAGAUGGAUUGUUGGCAUUCAAAGAAACACUAAAACAAUUUUUAGUCUGCAAUCCCUCCAGAGGUUCUUGCCUGAAAUCAAUUUAUUUUAAAGCAACAUGUUUACUUAUGUAAAAUCAUUUAAAUUUUCUAGAUGUAUGAUUUGGAUAAUAUUUUAUAGUACAGUGAACCUAUAUUUAUUAAAGGAAGUUAUUAAUAUCAGCUUGAAUUACCUACUUGUUGGCACAGCAGCUGCCAAACUCUCCCGAAGAUUCAUGCACACUAUUUCAGCUCUAUUAUGUUGGCUGUAGAAUGAAUCAGAUAAAGGCUAAUGCUGUCAUGAUGACAGUUAAGGGCCUAACUUUCAGUUUUUGACAUUAGAUUAGUUAUAGCUUGACUCAUAAGAUUGUUUUAAAGACAAUGAAAAGGAUGUUAUGGUCCACCAACAAGGAAGCUACAUGGUUUCCCACAGUUGGGCUCUUGAUAACAAGUAGUUUAGUUGCUGAUUUGUUUUGUUUCUGCUUCGUUUUUGUGCAGCAGAGAUUAUGUGACCUGGUUGGCUUUUAUUCUCGAUCGUCCUGACUUGCAGAAAGUUGCUCGACUUUAGCUCAACUGUCGAACUUGACAUUCUGCAUUCAUGACAAAUACACCCAGAAAACAUAUAUAUGGGGAGUUUAACAGUAAUCAGUCUAGUGACUUCACUUUAAAUUAUGGUACACGUUAGGGAUUGUCUGGUAUGAGAUUAAGUAAGUAUGACCUCGAGUAAAAAUACAGCAGUAUCAAGGUGUAGUUUAAUACAAAAUGUGUGACAUGAUCUAAUUGCUUCUAUUUAAAACAGAAAAGCGCCAACGAUUCCUAUUAUACAUAUCGUUGUAAUAACGCUAUCAAUAAUUCUAAAUUUGUUUUGGGGUUGUUUUCGCAAAAAAAGAAAUAGUGGGGAUAAAAUGUUAUUGUGCAGAAUAGUUUAUAUUUUUGACGUUUGGCUCCAUCGAGGAACUUGAAGGACAAGCAGAUUUUAGCUGAUUCAUUAGUCAAGCUGUCCGCUGGGCUAACCAGCCUGCAGUCGUCUGCUUAUCGGUCAUGCUACUUGUAGCUUGCUAACUGUCGUUACAUUAGUGAUGGGGAGCGCUUCUUUAGUUUUCACUUGAGAACCUUGUUGUCUUUCUCAAGGCUGGACUUAUUUCCAAGCAAACUAAUUCGUCUUUCUUCAGCCAGCUAGCUAGAAAGGCAAAAUAAUUCAAGUCAUUUCUAUGCAGUCGACUGAUAGAAAUAAAAGAAUGCUUGUCAUGUUUGCUUUUCUUGAUUCAGCUUUUCUCCUUUUAUAAUUAGUCAAAUGUUUGAUGCUCAAAACGCACAAAGGCCAUGAAAGCCGCCUGAGUAGCUUUAAAAAGGAGGAAGCACUCACCUGCAACUGAGUCCUCCUCAUUCCAAUUAUUCCCCACAAAGGGAGGAUCAACAGCCAGUUGUCCCAUUUAACCAAUAACCAGGACUGAAAGUGGUCAGUAGGUAGCGACUGUAAACAGGAAAGUCACACAUUUUUUAUUUAUAAUUUUAUUUGCCACCUUAAAUAUUAUGACCUUUUUCCACUCUAGUUAACUAAAAGGAAGCACAUAAGAUUUAUUUUUGUCAUGAAAAGACACUUUAUAGUUUUGGAAAACUUCAUCUCAAACACUAUUUAUUCAUUAAGAUGGUAAUCAUUACUUCAGAGGCAAACUAACGUCUUGUGCAUCUUGAGCCUUUGAUAAAAUAAUGAAAAUAGAACAGGAACAAUGUUGUCUGCUACCUCGAGGUAUAAUGUUGUCGUUUCUGCAUGAAGAACUGAUGUAGCUGCAUAUUCUAAGUUAUAUCAGGUGUGUUUGUUUUUCAGUUUGAUAAGGAAUGCUCCUCGGAUGCUUUGUAUGGCUUGAUAUCAGGAAACAGGCAUUCAGUGGCAAGACACUAUUUGGAAACUGAAGUUUUUUGUUGUAAUUUUGGCUUUUUCUCUUUUCAAGGUUUUGUAUCUGCUUGUUUUCAGUUUUUUUCUACCCUUUCUUUCGUGUUCAGCUCCUUUCUCUCACACAGGUGCUCAACUUGAGUCCCACCAUCUGUGUAAUUUAAUUCUUUAGAAAUGAUCAGAGGAAGCUUCAGAUGGUUGAGAUUCCUCUGUCCAAAACCAUUUAUGCAAAGAAAAAGGGUUGGUCUUUGUUUCUGUGUUUUCUUGGUGUCUUACACAGCAACACAUCAGCAGAACGUCAAGGUGCUUAUAGUCAAAACAGCAGUGAUGUGUUUCAUCCUUUGUUUUUAUUUUCCUGCUUGAAUGGCUGCUGUCAGGAAUAGUGCUUAUUGUGUUUCAAACUAUAUGCAGGUGCAUUUCAGUAAAUCAGAAUAUCAUCGAAGAGUCUAUUUAUUUCUGUAAUUCAAUUAAAAAAGUGAAGUUUUUAUAUUAUAUAGAAUCUUUACAUGCAGCGAUAUAUUCUAAUGUAUAUUUGUUCAUUUUAAUGACUGUAUGUUGCAGUUAUUGAAAUAUUUGCUAUUGCAUAUGGCAGGGUAAUGGCAUAAAGCAUAAAUAAGGAUUUGUAAUGCAGUAAUACCAGCCUACUGAAAAGCACCUAUAUGCUGGACAGUAUAUCCACUCAAUACUUGGUCAGAGAUUGCAUCGGGUAGAGACAAUCAGCCUGUGGCUCUGCUGAGGCAUUGAGGAAGCCCAACUUGCUUCAGUGGUGGUUUUCUGCUGUGUUUUUAUUGUUGGAAUGGUGUCUCUCACCUUUCCUUAGACAUUACCUUUGGAUUACUGGCCAAUCAAGUACAGUGAUCACCUCAAGUCUGUGUUUAUCCCUGUUCCUUGAACACUUUUUCUGUCACAGUUUUUCCCUCCACUGAAUUUUCCGUUCAUAUGCUUAGAAUACAGCUGUUUGCACAGCCAGCUUUACUGUCUUUGUGAAGGGCGUCAGGGACUGUAUGUUGGACAAGUAUUAAGUGAGGAGUCUUCCCCAUGGUUGUGUAGCCCAUAACCGGUCCAAAACCUAACAUUUCUGUCUUUUUAGAAAAAGAAACAAUGGUUUUAUGUAAUAUUCAAAUUAUCUGAGAAACACAUUUUGAGGGUUUCAUCAAAUGUGAGCCACAAUCAUAAUUGAAUCUAUCACCCUGAGUACAAUACUUUGCAAACCUCUAUGAAGUUAUUCCAACUUAUUGAAAUGCACCUGUAAGAAUAGAAUGUUUCUUUUUCAUUAGAAUAAUGUAGUUACAGAAAUUAUUUUCCUGGUGUGUUGCAACACCUAGUAUAUUGCUUGAUUGUGGAAUAACUGAUGCAAACUCAUCUUUAGUUUAUACAGAUGUUUUGUUUUUUUUCCAAAUGAUGCAAUCAUGCAGCAAAGAACAAAGCACCAGCCAGGAAAUUACAUUGCGAUUGAAAUUAUUCUGAUCUAUAGAGAAGCUGAACUCCAAGUUAAAAAUAUAUUUUUGUCGCAACCAGAACAUCAAUUAUAUCGACCUUAGAAUUGAGAGUAUAUCUAGUGCACCGAGACAUCUAAAAAUCUGCUCGACUGUUUAUUUAGGGAAGUGUGAGGAUCUAAAAGGUACCUUGGAUUGAGCGACUGGAUCACACGUUGCUCUGUUAUCUGUUCUGUUAGUUUCGGUCAACCUUGAACGAGUGUUUUACCUUUGACCCCCACAUCUUAGAAAGCUGAACUUUGCUAAAACUCAGAGGAUGUUAUUAGUUAUUUUAUCUGCUUUUAUUUAACAGAUUAUGUAACUUUACAGUGAUGAGCACAAAUCCAAUGACUUUAAGAUGAGAAGGAUUUAAGGGCUAAAAGAAAAGUUCAACACUGCUCUGAAAUUAUUGCCCGUGAAAGCAGCUGUAUGGGGCAAGACAUGGAGGGGAAUUACAUGGUAUUCCCGGCCUGUCUUGUUCAGACGAAGAUUUGCUGUGAAGGAUAAUGAGCAAUUUUUCAGUAUUGUAUUAAAUUGUCAGUGAGAAGUUGACUAAAAUAAAUAGUAUCCCGUUUGUCAGCAUGAGCAACCUGAAUUGUUUUCUUUUGCAUCAUGUUUACAGUAAGCAUGCUUUUUUUAAAAGAAUUAAUAAAAAUAUAACAAACACAUUUGCUUGGUUUAGGUUUUGAAGAAAAAUAAUAGUUUGAAGCAUAUGAAUUACAAAUAUUCUUUUAUGUCAAAGGAAUGCAAUGUUGUGCUGCCAUCUUGUGGUCAGUCUGGAACAGCAGCUGCCACGCACUAAAAACAUGUUUGUACUAUGAAAGCUGUACUGUCUACACAUACAGUGUUUUUUGCUAAAUUGUGUGCAAAAUAGUUAUAUAAUAAACAUAAGAACGUUUAGUUGUUGGUCUGCAGAAUUUGAUAUCCUAUAGGUUUUGUAACAAGUUGAAAACCUGCUUGCAUUAAAAUGUUGAAUUUUCAUAUAUUUAGUCAUGUAUGAACAGGUGAAGUGGAUGAUAAACAUUUAAAACAAGCAUUCUUUAGACAUCUGAUUCAUUGUUUUGUAUCAAAGCUAAAGCCAAUCAAUCAUUGCAUUAUACGUUGCAUAAUCUGACUUGGUUAAAGGAAUGAUUGCCUUUUGUUUGACAUUGCAGGUCUACCAAUUUGUGGAGUCAUUAAAAAAGCCAAUCUUAAGAGAAUCAAGUAACUACUUGUGCUUUUACACAAAUUACAAUAUCAAAGUUCAUUUAAAUGAUACAUUCAAAUAGUGAAACAAAUGUGAACUUUCUUUAUAUACAGAGUGAGGAUGAUUAUUAUGGCUUGCAGCUGAUGGAAACCCAGAAUAAUGUUUCCCAGAAAAUUUUAAUUUCACAUAAACUAAUUUGUAAUCUAGAAAUUUUAUUUUAAAUAAAACUGUCAGUGUACUGUA
Messenger RNA from Girardinichthys multiradiatus, 6242 nucleotides. RefSeq names its product transmembrane protein 65 (gene tmem65). NCBI's taxonomy places the organism in Eukaryota, Metazoa, Chordata, Actinopteri, Cyprinodontiformes, Goodeidae. Gene Ontology annotation, biological process: regulation of cardiac conduction; cardiac ventricle development. Gene Ontology annotation, cellular component: mitochondrion. The transcript is spliced from 7 exons. Bases 409 to 1146 code for a protein of 245 amino acids. The record is from RefSeq and is a predicted model, not a curated record.